UAGAACGAUACCAAAAUGAGUGGAAGAGGAAAAGGAGGCAAAGGACUCGGUAAAGGAGGCGCUAAGCGUCACCGUAAAGUUCUCCGUGAUAACAUCCAGGGAAUCACCAAGCCCGCUAUCCGCCGUCUGGCUCGCCGCGGGGGAGUCAAGCGGAUCUCCGGUCUCAUCUACGAGGAGACCCGCGGUGUGCUCAAGGUCUUCCUGGAGAACGUCAUCCGUGACGCCGUCACCUACACCGAGCACGCCAAGAGGAAGACCGUCACCGCCAUGGACGUGGUGUACGCUCUCAAGAGGCAGGGCCGCACUCUGUACGGCUUCGGGGGUUUGGUUCAGCGGGUAUCGGUGAGUUUACUUGGCCUUGGCGGCCUUCUCGGUCUUCUUGGGCAGCAGCACCGCCUGGAUGUUGGGCAGCACUCCACCCUGGGCGAUGGUGACUCCACCCAGCAGCUUGUUGAGCUCCUCGUCGUUGCGGACGGCCAGCUGCAGGUGACGGGGGAUGAUGCGGGUCUUCUUGUUGUCGCGGGCCGCGUUCCCAGCCAGCUCCAGGAUCUCAGCGGUCAGAUACUCGAGCACAGCGGCCAGGUAGACGGGGGCUCCGGCACCGACCCGCUCUCCGUAGUUGCCUUUGCGCAGCAGCCUGUGGACACGGCCCACCGGGAACUGGAGUCCAGCUCUAGAGGAGCGGGUCUUGGCCUUUGCUCGGGCUUUUCCUCCGGUCUUUCCGCGGCCACUCAUUUUCUUGUUGCUUGUUUCUGGAAACGAGACUUGAGAAAAUGUAACAAGGAGUCGCUGAAAGCUGCUUUAUAUGUCCGCGGAGAGGAGCAGGACGAUGCUGAUCAGAGAAGCAGAAUCAUGGCCAGAACCAAGCAGACCGCCCGUAAAUCCACCGGAGGCAAAGCCCCCAGGAAGCAGCUGGCCACCAAGGCAGCCAGGAAGAGCGCUCCGGCUACCGGCGGCGUGAAGAAGCCUCACCGCUACAGGCCCGGUACCGUGGCUCUGAGAGAGAUCCGUCGCUACCAGAAGUCGACGGAGCUGCUGAUCCGCAAGCUGCCCUUCCAGCGUCUGGUCCGAGAGAUCGCUCAGGACUUCAAGACCGACCUGCGCUUCCAGAGCUCCGCCGUCAUGGCUCUGCAGGAGGCCAGCGAGGCCUACCUGGUGGGUCUGUUCGAGGACACCAACCUGUGCGCCAUCCACGCCAAGAGGGUCACCAUCAUGCCCAAAGACAUCCAGCUGGCCCGCCGCAUCCGCGGAGAGAGAGCUUAGAGGCCGCAGCUCCAACAAACACACAACGGCUCUUUUAAGAGCCACACA
Molecule: messenger RNA, 1311 nt
Organism: Gambusia affinis (western mosquitofish)
Lineage: Eukaryota; Metazoa; Chordata; Actinopteri; Cyprinodontiformes; Poeciliidae
Exons: 4
Coding region: 16-1263 (415 amino acids)
Cellular component (GO): nucleosome
Molecular function (GO): structural constituent of chromatin; DNA binding; protein heterodimerization activity
Source: RefSeq, a predicted model, not a curated record